UUGGGUGCUGUUCAGUUAGAAAUUUCAUAUCACUUGUCUAUGUUUAAUAACAUUGUGUGGGUGUGUGUAAAACAUAUGCUUGGACAUAACUAUUUCAAGUUAUUUUAGAUUGUAAAAUCUUGUUUGUUGAAAGUGAAUUAACAAAAUGGCGACAUCUGGAAUUUCUAGAAAUUCUUAUGUGGUUAAAUAUUAUUGUUGUACAAUCUGCGAGAAAAAACGGUCUGUAGAAAUAGAUGCAGAUUUUUACUGUAAAACAUGUCUUAAAUACUUCUGCAGAACAUGUAUAAACUCCCACAGACAGCAUGGUUGGUGGUUUUAUAAAAAAAAAUCACCUUAUGGAAAGGAUAACAUAAUGAAGUGGCCACUUUCUAAGAAGAUGGAGACUUCUCUUUUAAUAUGCAUCAUACACAAGCGUGAAAAGUUAACAAUGUUCUGCCCGGACCACAAUCGUCUGUGCUGCUCUAAAUGUGUUGAGCUUAAUCACAGACUAUGCUUACAAGUAACUCCAUUACCUCAUGCUGCCAGAGGGAAGUCAACCGACUUCAAGAACCUGUCUGUCAGCACGGAAAAUAUUCUUUCACAAAUGAAACAAUGUCAGACGUAUCAGGAGGACAGAAUGAUGUCUCUUAAGGUUUCAUACAAAGAACACGAAAGGCUUAUUGUGGAUGGUUUGCGUGUGAAUAUAGUAUCGUAUUUACGCGAAUGUGAAACCAGCACAGUUAAUACAACACAUGAACAUAUGCAAUACACAGUCAUUGACAUGCGUGAGAAAAUCAAAUAUUUAUUAGCAGCUUUUGAGAAAAGCACUAUUAAGGAGAAGAAAGAAGAUCUAAACCUGAAACAAGCUCCUCUCAAGGUUGUGAGAAACAGCUGCAUUAGACUUCACUAUGAAUUGUUCCAUCUCCAUGUAGCCAUACCGAAAGUACUGGGUAAACCUGAACUCUCUUUUAUUGCCAGUAAAAAAUGUCUGGAAAAUAUACAACAAUCUGAUAUAUUCAUAAAAGAGAACUUUUCAAACCAUGUUUUCACUGUGAAUGGGAAGUCUGUGCACAAUGUAAAUAUGCCAAGUGAUUCAGACACAUGCAUGAUAGAAGCAGUAUGUGCUCUCCCAAAUGGACAGGUCCUGGUUGCAGAUAGCAAUAAUAAAAAUGUCAAGCUUCUGAACCAACAGUACCGUGUGGUGAGCCACUUGGAUGUGAGGUAUGAGCCAUGGGACAUGUGUCUUAUCACACCCACUGAGGUUGCAGUGGCUGUGCAUGAUGAGGUCCAGUUUAUCACAGUAAGCCAGAGCCAACUCGCCAAAGGCAGGAAGCUUAAGUUACAACAUUAUUGUACAGGUAUUGCCCACAACCAGGGUGACCUAUAUAUCUGCUCUGAUACUGCUCUGUACAAGUUCACAUUGAGUGGCGAACUGGUCUGCAGACUUUAUGAAGAUUCAUCAGCUGAUUUCACAGUAGACAAGUGUGCUGUGAGUCCCACAACUGACAGGCUGUACAUCACCAGCUUCUUGAAAAACAAGCUUCUCACCCUGGCCAGGGAUGGCACACUCCUGGCUACAUACACAGACCCAGCACUAGUGUGGCCAGAAGGUCUACAUGUGACCCCUGCAGGCCAGGUGCUGGUCUGUGGAGGCUGGACCCACACUGUACUACAGGUGGGCUGGGAGGGGAAGAGUAAGCUGGCUAAUCUUGCUACUGAGGAGGAUGGAGUGAGGAGGCCACGGUCAGUCUGCUACAGCAGCACAACAUCAUCCAUCAUUGUGGGACAGAGGAGGGACAACAUCCUGGUGUUCAGAGUGGAAUAGUGUGUACAUUGGCUGCUGAGUCAGGACAAGGUUGCUGAGGAUGUGGUGGACAAGGAUGACCGGAAUACACAGAAGGUGCUUGACCAAAUACAAGAGGCCGUCCCAUCAAUCAGUCGUCAAAGUCAGUUGAGAUGGACCAGAACAAGGCAGAAACUCAGCAACAUUUUACGCACUCAACUGCUCAGCACAGAAGACUACUGUCUGGUGAAAGGAUCGGCUGUAUCAAAGUCCUGUGAUAUGGGGGGACUUGGUCGUUCCAUGUGUGGGGAUUGCAUCAUGAAGGACAUUUUAGAUGACACUCACAAGGUGAGCAGGAGCAUUGUUAUUGAGUUGCCAUGGCAACGGCACCAGUCGGACCCCCAGGAGCCUCAGUCCAGGACAACCCUUCCCCUCCCCUGAUCUCUAGCUCCUCCCCUUUGACCUCCUGCUUCAAAGCUUCAUUGAACAAUACCGGUCUGCUGGAAUAUCUGAGCAUGCUGAGUUUUAACAAGCUGUUCUCAACAACUGCACUGUCCUUGUUGAUCGAUCCACACUCCUGCCUAAGUAGUUUGUUAAGCUCCAGUGCCUGAGGUGGGUCAAGUAUUUCAGACACGCAGAGUUAUAGCAGUAGUUAUGGUAACACAAACAGGCACUGAUUGUGGACUUCACAACGAAUAGUACGAAGAAUAAAAAGUUGGAUAACUUUUUCCAUGCUUUGUUGGACUAACAGAGCAACAUGGAAUAAUGGUAGAAAAUCUAGAAACAGUUAAAGAGUUAUAGAUUGAAGCAUAAGCUAUCCACGGGGUCUACUUCUGAUUUCAAUAGUAGUAGCAUUAUGGACCAUCCUGGUUUGUCCUCUUAUGCAUCCAAAAUGUUCAAAGUGAACGUGCUUUUUACGCAGUUGCUGUCAAAAAAAACUUUGUAUGAACACUCAUAGCACGAUGAAUACAUCGGGUGUGGUUCAGACGCAAAGUCUUCCCAACAACAUUAACACUAUGCUUAAGGUGUACCCAUCAUGGUUUGUUACGAGCACUUCACACUCCAAGACAGCCUCGCAUUGAGCUGACACUAGAUAAAGCGUUGAAAAAUGACAGCAGUUUUGUUGUGUGGUCCAGUAUGCCUUUUGACUCCAACCCAACAUGAGGUAGAUCUCAAACUCAGCCCUUAGCAAUCACAGCGAGGCCAGCAUGUCAUCUCACCUUCUUGAGCCUCAGUCAUUGGACGGCCUGUCAUGCAAACGAAUUCAAGAGUUCAAAGCAAAUAUUAUUAGCCAACAAUACAAACAUUGUUAAAGUAAAUGUCGAUGGAAAAUGGCCGGCAACCCCUUCUGUAACAAAUACUACAACUCGCUCAAGAAAUUAAGUAUGAAGACGUAUUGCAGCAGCCUAGCACACCACAUCUUCUCCAAUGUUGGCUACAUCAACACUUCAAACAGCAGAGCCUUGAAGAGCACCAUCAUCGAUAUUGAUUUGGCGCGGCAACAGCACCAGUCCAGCCCGCAUGAGCCUCAGUCAAGGACGAACCUUCCCCUCCACCUGACCCUAGCAGCCUCAGUCCACGACGACCCUUCCACUCGACCUGACCCUAGCGCCUCCACCUUGACCUACAGCCUCAAAAGAUUACAUUAUUAUCCAAGAAGAAGAACAUUGUUGAAGUAAAUGUUGAAAACAGUCCAAACCCCCUUCUCACACAAAUACUACAAGUCGCUCGAGACAUUCAGCACGCCACCUAUGAACAUCUCGCACAAAAACAACAAGUCGUUCAAGAAAUUCAGCACGCCACCUAUGAACAUCUCCCACAAAUACUACAAGUCGCUCAAGAUUCAGCACGCCACCUAUGAACAUCUCCUACAAAUACUACAAGUCGCUCAAGAAAUUCAGCACGCCACCUAUGAACAUCUCCCACAAAUAAUACAAGUCGUUCAAGAAAUUCAGCACGCCACCUUUGAACAUCUCCAACAAAUACUACAAGUCGCUCAAGAAAUUCAGCACGCCACCUAUGAACAUCUCCCACAAAUACUACAAGUCGUUCAAGAAUUUCAGCACGCCACCUAUGAAUAUCUCCCACAAAUACUACAAGUUGCUCAAGAAAUUCAGCACGCCACGUAUGAACAUCUCGCACAAAUACUACCAGUUGUUUAAAAAUUUGGCAGGCCACGUAUGAACAUCUCCCAGAAAUACUACAAGUUGCUCGAGACAUUCAGCACGCCACCUAUGAACAUCUCGCACAAAAACAAGUCGUUCAAGAAAUUCAGCACGCCACCUAUGAACAUCUCCCACAAAUACUAUAAGUCGCUCAAGAUUCAGCACGCCACCUAUGAACAUCUCCUACAAAUACUACAAGUCGCUCAAGAAAUUCAGCACGCCACCUAUGAACAUCUCCCACAAAUAAUACAAGUCGUUCAAGAAAUUCAGCACGCCACCUAUGAACAUCUCCAACAAAUACUACAAGUCGCUCAAGAAAUUCAGCACGCCACCUAUGAACAUCUUCCAAUACUACAAGUCGCUCAAGAAAUUCAGCAUGCCACCUAUGACCAUCUCGCACAAAUACUACAUGUCGGUCAAGAAAUUCUGCACGCCAUCUAUGAACAUCUCGCACAAAUACUACAAGUCGCUCAAGAAAUUCAGCACGCCACCUAUGAAAAUCUCCCACAAAUACCACAAGUCGUUCAAGAAAUUCAGCACGCCACGUAUGAACAUCUCCCACAAAUACUACAAGUUGUUCAAGAAAUUCAGCACGCCACCUAUGAACAUCUCACAAAUACUACAAGUCACUCAAGAAAUUCAGCACGCCACCUAUGAACAUCUCCCACAAAUAAUACAAGUUGUUCAAGACAUUCAGCACGCCACGUAUGAUCAUCCCCUUGAAAUACUACAAGUCUUCAACAAAUUCAGCACGUCACCUAUGAACAUCUCACAAAUACUAUAAGUCGCUCAAGAAAAUCAGCACUCCAGGUAUUAACAUCUUGCACAAAUACUACAAGUCGCUCAAGCAAUUCAGCGUGUCACCUAUGAACAUCUUGCAUGGUGGCUUGGUGAGUCUGACUUCUGUCUUGACAAGUCACUCAAAAUAAAAUAAUCGGAUCUAACAGACAGAGCAGGUGCUGAGUGACUCGUCUGUUAACUUGACUGACCUCGAUACGUUGCUCUCGAAUAAUGAGAACCUGACGCACGAGUAACAGUGCUGUCCAACAUUCCCAGUUUUUGGUUGGCGACUUCACUGUCGGGACUCACACAAUCUCUGCCUAUAAGCAACAAAAACAGGUUUUCAGUAUACAGAUAUGCAACUGGAGUGAUGAUAUGCCCUGAAGAUAUUUAUUAAUUAUACCCCCUGUUAAUUGGGGUAUAAAGGAAUCCCCUUGGACGGACGUCUAUCUGUCUGUCUUUCCAUCUGUCUGUGGGCGUUCACUUAACGAUUCAACGUUCAGCUUUCAAACUUUCAGGACCCCAUACAAUCACAGUUUGGUACUCAGCAGAAUUACAGGCUCUCUGGUGAGCUGGAGCUGGACGCCCAAGGACAAUUCCUGAGUAUAGGUGUCGAGCUCCUGGGCCAGGAAUUCGGGGCAUAGCUCAACGAGUCCUACCCCAGGGUACAGCCACUCUAACCUUGGGGCUCCACACUUCCCUGCUCAGGGGCAGAGAUUAUCUAAUCUACAAGGACAACAUGUCAAUGAACAAGGCACCUUUCUCUGAAAACCUCGCCGAGCUAAUGAACAGUUCAACUACGCCAUAUGUGACCCUUCAGAGAAUGGAAUUCCUAGCCAAAUAUCUAAUCGGUGCCAAUCUGGGCCCCAGCAGCAGCCUCAGCCGUGGGGGACGGGUUUAUGAAGCAAUCUGGGCUCCAGCAGCAGCCUCAGCCAUUGGGGACAGGUUUAUGAAGCAAUCUGGGCUCCAGCAGCAGCCUCAGCCAUGGGGGACAGGUUUAUGAAGCAAUCUGGGCUCCAGCAGCAGCCUCAGCCGUGGGGGACAGGUUUAUGAAGCAAUCUGGGCUCCAGCAGCAGCCUCAGCCGUGGGGGACAGGUUUAUGAAGCAAUCUGGGCUCUAGCAGCAGCCUCAGCCGUGGGGGACAGGUUUAUGAAGCAAUCUGGGCUCUAGCAGCAGCCUCAGCCAUGGGGGACAGGUUUAUGAAGCAAUCUGGGCUCCAGCAGCAGCCUCAGCCGUGGGGGACAGGUUUAUGAAGCAGGGCUCCAGCAGCAGCCUCAGCCGUGGGGGAUAGGUUUAUGAAGCAGGGCUCUAGCAGCAGCCUCAGCCGUGGGGGACAAGUUUAUGAAGCACCCUGAUCUUCUCAAUCUCACAUCAACAGUAGAUCAACAUGACCUCCAGCAGCAGCCUCAGCCAUGGGGGACAGGUUUAUGAAGCAAUCUGGGCUCCAGCAGCAGCCUCAGCCAUUGGGGACAGGUUUAUGAAGCAAUCUGGGCUCCAGCAGCAGCCUCAGCCAUGGGGGACAGGUUUAUGAAGCAAUCUGGGCUCCAGCAGCAGCCUCAGCCGUGGGGGACAGGUUUAUGAAGCAAUCUGGGCUCCAGCAGCAGCCUCAGCCGUGGGGGACAGGUUUAUGAAGCAAUCUGGGCUCUAGCAGCAGCCUCAGCCGUGGGGGACAGGUUUAUGAAGCAAUCUGGGCUCUAGCAGCAGCCUCAGCCAUGGGGGACAGGUUUAUGAAGCAAUCUGGGCUCCAGCAGCAGCCUCAGCCGUGGGGGACAGGUUUAUGAAGCAGGGCUCCAGCAGCAGCCUCAGCCGUGGGGGAUAGGUUUAUGAAGCAGGGCUCUAGCAGCAGCCUCAGCCGUGGGGGAUAGGUUUAUGAAGCAGGGCUCUAGCAGCAGCCUCAGCCGUGGGGGACAAGUUUAUGAAGCACCCUGAUCUUCUCAAUCUCACAUCAACAGUAGAUCAACAUGACCUCUAGCAGCAGCCUCAGCCAUGGGGGACAGGUUUAUGAAGCAAUCUGGGCUCUAGCAGCAGCCUCAGCCAUGGGGGACAGGUUUAUGAAGCAAUCUGGGCUCUAGCAGCAGCCUCAGCCAUGGGGGACAGGUUUAUAAAGCAGGGCUCUAGCAGCAACCUCAGCCAUGGGGGACAGGUUUAUGAAGCACCCUGAACUUCUCAAUCUCACGAACAGUAGAUCAACAUGACCUCUAGCAGAAGCCUCAGCCAUGGGGGACAGGUUUAUGAAGGACCCUGAUCUUCUCAAUCUCACAUCAACAGUAGAUCAACCAAUCUGGGCUCCAGCAGCAGCCUCAGCUGUGGGGGACAGGUCUCCAGCAGCAGCCUCAGCCGUGGGGGACAGGUUUAUGAGGGAUCCAGCAGCAGCCUCAGCCGUGGGGGACAGGUUUAUGAAGCACCCUGAUCUUCUCAAUCUCACAGCAACAGUAGAUCAACAUGACCUGAACGCGGUUCGUGUUCAGUGUCUAACAGUAUUCUAAUGACCAAGCCACGUCAGCGAAGCAGCAAUAACAGCAGUCAAGUCGAGGAUCACCCAAAACCACUUGGUGCCUAGCGAUGAUUUUUUCUGCUACCAACUUGACCUGGUUAUUGUACUCAUGUGCGCGUCAGGUUAAAGGUCACCUAAGGUUUAAUCAGCAUAUAUGGCCAUGGUAGUAAGACAAUUUAAGAUCAUAAAGGGACUUGUUGACCAACUCGACGACCAAGUUAUUUAAUAUUGUUUCAAAUGUAUAAACGAAAUGACUGCAAUACAGGGCAUCAUACGAAAAUCUACAUACUUUCCCCUUUAAAUGUGUAAAAUUAACAAUGAACAAAAUGACUACAAAACAGGCAUUUACAAGAACAUCUUUGAAUAGUUUCCUUUAAAUAUUGCUCAAUCUUUUUCAAAAUGUAUGCAGAAAGAAAAAACUUUGUCUCUAUAAAGAUUGCUCAAUAUGUUUUUACUGCAAACGGAUUAAUUACAGAACAGGAAUGUAUCUUUUAACAUUAUCGUUGAAAUGUCUCAACCAUUUGCAGUAAACAACAUGACUGCACAAUAUGGCAUCAAUGGCAAAGAAGAAGUGAUCAGAGGGGGUUAUAACGUGCAAGUCAAGAAGGCGACGUCCAUGACAAGACUGAAAACCCUGAUUGCAAAAUGCAGAGUCUGCUCCAGAAGCAUUUGCAGACACAGAACAUGAACCCGCUGCAGUCAUCGUCUUCAGAUUAUAUCAUCUCUAUGGUGCAGGACCCUCAGUCUGUGAACACAGGCAACCUUCGGCGCCAAUGACGAAAUCAAACCAUCCAAUCAGAAACACAUCCUGUUGCAGCAGUUAUUACCAUAUUGACCCCAGUCAAACAAAAGAAACUCAGAGAUAAAUACUGUUUAUGGUGUUCUAGUCUCUACAUACCGUGUGGUAUGUUGAGCACGUACUCUGACAGGUUUCAUCUUAUAAUUGUUUGACUGGUGGAAAAUAAAUGACCUUGUUCAAGUCGAAAUGUCAGAAUAACAAUUCAUAAUUCAAAUGCCAAAAAGUCAUAUCAACAGCCACAUUUGUUAUGUGACCAGCAAAGUUGUAUUCAAAAAGACACAAUAGUUUACUUUAUAUUUUCUUGUGACCAACCAAGUUGUAUUUAAUGAAAAACAAUAGUUUAUGUUUUAUGGGAAUUAUGAUGCUGUCAGUCAUGUUAUGUUGGACGUUUUAGUUAAAUAUAGUAUGUUACAAACUGUAUUAUUUGAAGCACACAUAUUGCAGGUAUAUCCAAUGUCUGUGUCUGUAUUAUGAACCUUUCACUUCAGAUUUUGAUCCGGAUAUGGUAAAUUUAAGGGAAAUACAAUCAUAACAAAGUUAUUUUAAGAUUAUCAAAGCUGUUUAAAUGUUUAUGGUAACUUGGACACAAUUGAAAAUAUAUUGGCGUAUUGUCCAUGUUUCAGUUUUCUGUUUUACCAGUAAUAUAGAUGUGCUCAUUAAAAUAAUGCUUCAAAGAGGUUGAGAGUUAUGAAAGUUCAGCUUUUCUGUAUAUCAAUCUUUCUGAACUCAAUACUUGUCAAUUUGCUCAUUCGGGUCGGUAUUUGAUCCAAAAUCUUGUUAAGUAGCAUACUUUUUCAAGGGAAUAUAAAUUAAUUCUGGGAAAAAGUGUUUAAUCUACUUAAAUUUAUUGAUUUUUUGUUACCACCAGUACUUUGUUGAUUUCAAUUGCUAUGGUUUGCUAAAUAAUUAAAGCAUGACUGUUGUUUUAUUUGGAAAGCUUUUAAUAAAACUCAGAAUUAAAAACAAUAUUUAAAAAAAAAGAUGAGUUUUAUGAAAAAUGGCACAUUUUAUGUUUGUUAAUUUGUGUUGUAAGAUCAUACACUUACAUGCUCAUAAGUGUUAACAUUCGAUUUUGGAUGUUAAAGUUUAUAAUGCUUUAUAUAUGCAUAUGUAGAUUUACACAACCAGAUUGUACCUUCUUAAAUCAGUGAGUAAUUUAACCCAGAUUUCUUGAUAACUGUUUAUAGGUAUAUUUUGCCAUUUAUACAUAGAGCAACUGCAAAGCGAUUGUAUUUUCGAUGUAAAUCAUACAUUUAGUGUUGCCAUUGUUUAAACUCACUGUUUACAUUUAUUUGUACACACCAUUGUUAUAAAACAACAUUGCUUGUGUAAAUGCACAUAUAUGUAUAAAAACUGUUUAAUAAUGCAGCAUUAAAUAUUCUGAAGAGAAAAGGAUAUUUACGGCAAUAGAAACACCUUGUUAUAUGCUAUGCUUUUCAUCGAAUGAAUUUGAGCAACUAUUAAAAUGAAUUUAUUUCUUCUUUAAUUUUAACUAAAUACAACGAUAGUACCUUGAAAUUAGAAAUGAGUCAAUUACAAAAUAAGGGAGAGUGAUGUCAUAUGUUAACAAUUGUCAGGCAUAGCAAUUGCCUCUAUUGGUAAUAUAACAGAGCAAUAUUAUUUGCUUAAACAAUACAAAUUAAGAUGUCUUUUUUUGUUAGAUAAUAAUUGUGUUUACAACUUGAUAUAACGAGUAAAUACAUACAGAAUUUCAAAUUAUUUCGCAAUAUAUACUCGGCAAUAAGUGAAAGUCUAAAAGGAUUUUGUGGAAUAAACAAUUUGCAAAUUAUUUGCUUGUUUCAUGAAGUAAUAGUUAAGGUAAAAUGUGGUACUUAUUGUUACACAAACACAAUGUGUAAUAACAAAAUGCAUCAGUAAUGACAUUUAUUAAAAUUCCUUAAAUUUGCAUGACUACUCAGUGCUUUGAGUUUUGUAAUUGUGACGAUUAUAAGUGAAUAUUCUGCAAAAAAUACCUCUAUACGAAAUGUGUAUAUUUCAAUAAUAAUGGUAUACUUGUAUGCAAAGUACUUGAAUAGUUUUGAUGUAUUGCUGAUAAAGAAUUGUGUAAUUGUACUAGUCCUAUUCCAGUUUGUGUAACGUUGACCGUUCAACAUAAGCUGUCAGUGGAGUGAAUUCACUGGGGCCAGUUUCUGUAAAUCUUCCGAUUUAAAACUGCAGCAUACACGUAUGUCUUAAAUCCAGAUUUACAUAACAGUGUGGUUGUUUAUCUUGAAUUUGUAUUGAAUGCAUAAAACAUGUUUGUUAUGUUGUUGAACAACUGAAGAUAGCUUAAAUGUGUACAUUGUGUUUCAUUUUUAGAUAUAUCAAAUUGAUACAUAGAAAACAAAAUACAAAAUGUGCAAUAAUUGGUAUGCAUGUUUAGCCCAAAAAAUGUUAUCAUACAAGCAUAUAAGUAUUGGACUAUAUGAUACUGUAAGAUGAAAUGUUUAAAUCACGUCAUGAUGUGUUCAUCUACUUUAAAUAAACAUUUUUCAUAAGUAGAUAUUGGUUGUAUAAACUCUAUUGAAACUGCCCCCAAUUCAUUUUAAUUGCUUUUGUAAAUAUAUUCAAUAUGUAACAUUAUUGUUAAUGGUAUGUUUAUAGUUAAAGUGUAAGUGUUUCUCUAAACUGUAACCGGGUGUCUGUUUAAUUUAUUGAGAUGUGUUUAUAUUGUCCGGCUUAUUAAAUUAAAUAUUGUGCAAAUUGUC
Messenger RNA from Dreissena polymorpha, 10708 nucleotides. RefSeq lists its product as uncharacterized. The record is from RefSeq and is a predicted model, not a curated record. Gene Ontology annotation, molecular function: zinc ion binding; ubiquitin protein ligase activity; protein binding. The transcript is spliced from 21 exons. The coding region runs from base 146 to 1804 and encodes 552 amino acids. NCBI's taxonomy places the organism in Eukaryota, Metazoa, Mollusca, Bivalvia, Myida, Dreissenidae. Gene Ontology annotation, biological process: protein polyubiquitination; proteasome-mediated ubiquitin-dependent protein catabolic process.